Planococcus citri (citrus mealybug) is the source of this 1903-nucleotide messenger RNA. It is a transcript of the gene IntS14, whose product is annotated as integrator complex subunit 14. NCBI's taxonomy places the organism in Eukaryota, Metazoa, Arthropoda, Insecta, Hemiptera, Pseudococcidae. The record is from RefSeq and is a predicted model, not a curated record. Bases 143 to 1624 code for a protein of 493 amino acids. Gene Ontology annotation, biological process: snRNA 3'-end processing. The transcript is spliced from 7 exons. Gene Ontology annotation, cellular component: integrator complex.
GAUGGGAAAGAGAUUGCCUCAAAAAUCAAAUUAAAUUAAAUUUAAUUGUUAAUUGAUAAGAAUUUUCGUAAAAUUUUUAUCCAAAUUGGCUAAAUUAAAUUCAUAUAGUUUGAGUACAGUUAACAAUUUCCAUUCUAGUGAAAUGCCUACUAUUAUAGCCAUAGACGUAUCUUUGUCAAUGUUCUACAAAGUAUCCGGAUUUGAAACCGGCGAAAAGCACUCUCGACUACAGUUAGCGAUUCAUGCCGUUAAUAUUUUGCUAGAUUAUUUGAGUAUCCAUUCUAAGUUAGAAUACGUCGCAACGGUCGCUUACUCUUCCAAGGCCGAAAUUAUUUCAUCGUUUACUCGAGAUUAUGAACUUAUUAAAACGAAACUAUCUGGGUUGGAGGUGAAAGAUAAAACGAAUUAUGAAUCUCUAAUAAAACUGCUCAAUCGCAUGGUUAUCAGCGAAUGGGGAAGCUGUACUCCUUGUCAGAUAAUUUUAAUCACAGAUGGAAGUUCCUCGUUUGAAUCAUUGGUCCCUACAGCAACGACAACGAUGAGCUUUCCGUCAUCUGUCACCAUUGCGUCAAUUGCUCCGGCAGACGAUAUGUACUCACCGAUAGCUAUGCAGAAAAUAUUGAAGUUCUUUGAUUCCAGUGGUAAAGUAGUCAAAACUGAUUCCAACGUUGAUAUCGAUUCAUUAACUACAUUCAUGCGAGAUUUAGCCAAAGAAAAUUAUUCGUCGAGUAAUGCUGCACUCAAAUGUGGUGGUAUUGUGUCGAAAAUUCAACUAUUACCGCCACCCAUGCCUUAUACUUCAUUGAUUGAUUUUGAAAUGAAGACUAAUCAAGUCAGUAAUGUGAUCGAAAUUUGUGGCUUCAUCGAUAACGUAGAUGUUGGAACGCCAGCAGCAGUUUCUCGCCAUCUUGUGUUACCCAUCGCAGGUACCCAAGAAAACACAGUAUUAGAAAGUUUCGAAGAUAUGGAAGUUGAUGAGGGAACAUCUCACGACGAUGGAAAAAUACCCUCAUUUUGCGUUUUACUGCACGGCGCUUUAAAAGUUGAAAAUAUGGUUGCUUUAUGUGAAUUGGGUUCAAACUGGUAUGGUAUCUUAUUCUCAUGGACGGAUAGUAAAAAACGAUCGAAUUUAAUGCUGAUUGUAUUAGAACCUGAAAAAGUUUCAGUCCCUUGGAUAGGAAAUUUUAAGUAUUUAGGAACUUUACCCAACGAAAACAUUGCUCCUGAGACAGAUGAAUGUUUUCCUGUCCGUCCUCCAGAGAAACGAAGUUAUAAUCAGAAUUUGGUUGUAUGGGUGAAACAGUCAGGUUUGCAAUCAGACGUUCAAAAAAUAUUAAGACAAGCCAGAAAGUUGCCUGAAAAGACUAACAAUUUCUAUAAAGAACUGAAUCGAUUGAGAAGAGCAGCAAUUUCUUUCGGAUUCGUUGAGUUAUUAGACGGAGUAGCUGACAUAUUCGAAAGAGAAUGUACUAUGUUACCAGGAUCUGCACAUCCGGAUUGUGCUCUUCAGUUGACUCACUCUGCGGGAAUACUGAGAAGACCAGUGGCCAGAGAUGCAAAAUAUUCGAUACCGCCCAUGAGAACAAAAUUUGUUUCUGGAAUUGAAUCAUAUGGGAAAAUAUGAAUCAAAAUCAAUGCGAUGUAUUUAAUCAAGAAAGAUAUGCCCACAUAUUGAAUAUAAUUUUGAGAUUGUUGAAAUGAGAAAACCCAUCAAAAUCAUGAUUGUUUCAGCAUGGGCACGAAUGAGUUUAAAUCGGAUUACACCGUGAGAUGAGUUGUUUGAUUUGAUAUGUACGUAUACGUACUUUGUUCAUGUUUGAAAUACGUGUUUUUCGAAAUUUUGUUGCGAUUCAAGCAUUUGUUGUGAAUGAGGAAAUAAAAGAAAACGUUCAAAGCUAACAAA